UACAAAUUUAUACAAAUUUAAUUUUAAAAUAUUAAUUUCUGUUGAUUAGUUUAGAAGAGAUGCAUAAAAUAGAAUUAAAAGCUUACCAAGAUGAUUGUGAAAAAUGGAGAGAAGAAGUUUUAUGUUUAAAGACGUUUGUAUCAAAGUUUCAAGGAAGUACAUCAGAAAAAAGUGCAGAUUUACAAAAAUUAAUUAAAGAUAAAGAUAAUAGAAUUCAUGAAUUAACAGUUCAUUUACGACAAUUAAAAAUAGCAGCAAGAAAAAAAGAAAAUAACGAAACACCUCGUCUUCAAGAAGAAGAAAACGCAAAAAAAGAAAUCCAAAAAGAACUAGAAGUUGUAAAGAAAAAGUGUGAAAAUUUAUUAACAAAAGAAAAAAAUUAUCGAGAAGAAAUAAGAAAUUUAAAAAGUCAAUUAAUGAAACGACCGAUCUCCUCAUCAUUAUCAUCGCAAAAAUCGGACAUAAAAGAUCAGCUUUAUAAAAAAAUUACAUCCCUUGAAAACGAAAAUUUAGAAUUAAAAGAAAACCUUCGACAGCAAUUUCAAAUCAACGAAACUCAUCGUAUAAAAGUUGCCGAAGAUUUCGAUAAAUGGAACAAGCAAAAACAGUUUCAACAAACGGCCGAUAAAUUAAAAAUCAAACUAAAAGAGAAAUCGGAAGAAUGCGAAAAAUUACAACAAACCUCGGCCGGUUAUCGAAUAUUAAUCGAAAAAUUAGAACGGGAAAAACACGCGUUAGAAAUGAAAAUAAAAAAUUUCAAAACAACUUCAGAAACUACCAACAAAAACGAGUUAUUACAGAUUGAAAAUGCGAGACUUUCGGCGGAAAUCGAAGCGGUUAAUGCUAAAUAUGAGAUGGCUCAACAUCAUUCGGGCGGGUUAGGUGCUGUUAUGUUGCAGGAGAAAUUGGAGGCGCAAGAAAGAAAGAUUGCUAUUUUGGAAUUAGCCGGAAAGGUAAGAUUUUUUUAAUUUUAAAUUUAAAAGUUGUUCCAACGCUAUAUUCGUUCCAUUUCAAUCCAAACCCCAUUAGCCGGGGCCAAGGUGAUUCCCUUCGUUUCCAUCUUUAACGGCAAUAUCGUUUUUUCACUUAAUUUGAAUUUAAAACUUUUUAAUAAAACGACUAACGCUAGUUUUGAUUGAACAGUUGCAAAUUUCA
Molecule: messenger RNA, 1155 nt
Organism: Onthophagus taurus
Lineage: Eukaryota; Metazoa; Arthropoda; Insecta; Coleoptera; Scarabaeidae
Source: RefSeq, a predicted model, not a curated record